Gongylonema pulchrum is the source of this 357-nucleotide messenger RNA. NCBI's taxonomy places the organism in Eukaryota, Metazoa, Nematoda, Chromadorea, Rhabditida, Gongylonematidae. The record is from the annotation of a GenBank genome assembly.
GUAUGUAAAUGCAGUACUCCUGACUACAGCCAAUAUGCAAAUUUAAAAGAUUGGCUUAAAAUUGGCAUACCGACGAUGCGGGUAGCACGUGAGCUGCACAACACAUUUGGCGCUCUCGUUUAUACCAUUCAACUAAUCAACCUGCUCACAGUCCACUUUGAUAUUUGCAUACCGGGACAGAUAUCUUUUCAAGAAUUCUCGCUAUGCAGGAAAUGGCUAGAGGGCUUGUUUGAUACGGAUAUUUUCAAGCUCAAUCACGCGGUUGUGCUGCUGUGCUUAAGCCUGGGCAUUGAGCCGAGCCAUAUCGACUCGCGUCGUCCACUGGCAAAUCUCUUGCUUCUCAGUCAGCAUGACUAA